AUGCAGCAGCUGCAGCUUUGGCGCCUUCUAGCGUCGCUCUUUGUGCUGUCAGGGACCAGUGCAGUCUCUGUGUCUACCCAUACACAAGCUACAGACGCUCCUUGUGAACCUUCCGAUGUGUUGUGGCUGUGGAGUGGCGCACUGACGUCCCGAUCCAUCACGUUCAAGUUCGGGUUACGCGAGGGUUACACUUGUGCAGAUGCCGAUUUCGUGCUGUACGCGUUCCCCGAGUUGCUGGAAAACGAGAGACCGCACUCUGCUAUUGCGAUGUGCAGUGGAGUCGACGGAGGAGAAGCGGGUGAGGGAGAAGAGCGGAGUCCGUCGUCGUACGAGACACCGCACGUGCAGCAGUGUAACCUGUCCGCACUCCCACAUCGUGAUCGAGAGUAUCGCUACGAACUGACGCUGGUCCAAUCGGGAACAGUCGCCAGAAGUGGGCGAUUCCGAACCCCCAAAAGAGAAGGCGCGGCUUACAAUUACCGCGUGGCUUUUGCUUCCUGUGCUGACGAACAGUCGGACCCACGGGUCUUUGAAGCCAUCAAGAACGAGAAGGCACUGUUGUUCAUGCACACGGGAGAUCUGCACUACCAUAACCUGGUAGUGAACGAUGUCGCUGCAUUCCGAGACGGGUACGACUCGAUCUUUGCCUCGCCUGCUGGAGAAGCUAUGUUGGCGAUGGAUCUGCCGUUCGCGUACAUGUGGGACGACCAUGAUUUUGGUCCGGACAAUAGUGACUCGACUGCUCCUGGUCGAAACGCUUCAGUGCAAGCUUAUCGUGAAUUUGUCCCGCACUAUCCGUUAGUGGGAGGACGUUCACGGACAAGUACAGUGCACCAAGCUUUUACGAUUGGUCGAGUACGCUACAUCCUUACGGAUCUACGAUCUGCUCGAACGCCAAAUAAAGCUCCUGCUGCGCCGACCAAGACAGUGCUGGGCAAAAAGCAGAAGGCGUGGUUCAAGUCGGAGCUCGUUCGUGCGACGAGUGACCCGGAUGUUCGACUGAUUGUCUGGGUCAAUACGAUGCCGUGGCUGGACGAUGAGCGAAAAUGGGGGCAGUUUGUUCACGAGCAGCAGGAGCUGGUGAAUUAUAUCAAGGCUCACGGCCUUAACAAAUGGGUUCCGAUUGUCAUUGUGAGUGGAGACGCACACAUGUUGGCAGUGGACGAUGGACGCCAUAGCCCCGGAAACCUGACGGUACUCCAUGCUGCCGCGUUAGGACGUCCAGGGUCAAUCAAAGGCGGACCUUACAGUCAUGGUGCGUUUGCUGGAUCAGGCCAGUACGCUGUGAUGGACAUUACUGAUGAAGGGGGCAAGCAUGGACGUGUGUGCAUUUACUAUCGGGGCAUGAACAUUGUCAAAGGCAUGCUGAUCGAGUAUAACACUUGUCAUCCGGAACGCACACCUUCAGUGGCGCCGUACUAUCCACCUCCGAUCCCAGUGCGCAUCGCGAUGCGAAUUUGGAAGAAAGCAAAGAGAUAUGGCGGUAUCGCAGCUUUAGCAGGAGCUCUAGUUGUUGGUUUUCUCGUCUGGAGGAGCAGGCGCCAGCGCACUCUUCGCACCAGGAAGUACAGCUAA
Molecule: messenger RNA, 1575 nt
Organism: Peronospora matthiolae
Lineage: Eukaryota; Oomycota; Peronosporomycetes; Peronosporales; Peronosporaceae
Source: the annotation of a GenBank genome assembly